AAGUUAAUAACAAAUUUGCAGCAUAUGAGUAGAGCAGCCUCCACAUGUAAGAAGAAAAAAAAUCCCAUCGAAUUAUCAGUGAAAUCAAUCAGAUCUGAAAUUGAGAAUAUGAGUGGGGUAUUCACAAUUUCCUCACUGUAUGCUCCUGCUCCUGCUCAUACUCAUCGGCUCCAACCUAAUUGCAUCAUUCCCCCAUGGAAUUCCUCUUUUCCAAUCACAAACAGAAGCGGAAAUGUUGCACCACUCAAUUUCACUUGUAACUUCAGCUCCAACCCUCCUCCUGGUGAAAAUGAGAGUAAGAAUGUCCUUGAUGCGUUCUUCUUAGGUAAAGCUCUGGCAGAAGCAGUUACUGAGCGCAUAGAGUCUACAGUAGGGGAGUUCCUAAGUACAGUUGGCAGAUUGCAAUCGGAGCAACAAAAGCAAGUUCAGGACUUCCAGGAGGAGAUUCUUGAAAGAGCCAAACAAGCCAAAGAGAAAGCAGCACGUGAGACGAUGGAAACACAAGGACUUAUUUCCAACUCAUAUGAAGCAGACACAUCGACAGCAACUGCAGCCUCAGCUUCUGGGAGCGUAGCUAGUCCGCCGCUGACAAACAUAAAUUCCCAGCCUGCCAAGGACUCUGAGAUAGGGAUAUCAAAUGGAGAUUGAUACUGUAGUUGUAUUGCAUUCGUCCUUGUAAUGAAAUACCUAGUUAGAGUUGUCCAAUGGAACAGUAUGAUACUUGUGGAAGAGGAAAUAGAACUCUAUCUGUGAAUACCAUUUCACCAUAAACAUUGUACCUUUUCUCUCUACAUAAUUAAUAAAACUUCAUAAAAUCUAGUACAA
Messenger RNA from Solanum lycopersicum (tomato), 825 nucleotides. RefSeq lists its product as uncharacterized. Gene Ontology annotation, biological process: thylakoid membrane organization. Lineage: Eukaryota; Viridiplantae; Streptophyta; Magnoliopsida; Solanales; Solanaceae. The record is from RefSeq and is a predicted model, not a curated record. Gene Ontology annotation, cellular component: chloroplast thylakoid membrane.